Cottoperca gobio is the source of this 5398-nucleotide messenger RNA. Its product is annotated as rho guanine nucleotide exchange factor 28-like. Gene Ontology annotation, biological process: regulation of Rho protein signal transduction. Gene Ontology annotation, molecular function: guanyl-nucleotide exchange factor activity. Lineage: Eukaryota; Metazoa; Chordata; Actinopteri; Perciformes; Bovichtidae. The record is from RefSeq and is a predicted model, not a curated record.
GUCAGAGUGUCUACAGCGGGGCUCUGGGAACAGGAGAGUGAACACUGCAGAGAGUGAACGCUGUCUAUUCAGCCACUGGGAAAUGGAUGUAAACUGAGGCGCUGUUCAUUUAUUUAUUAAACACUUUGGGCUGUUUGGAUGUAGAUUUGUCGUGAAGAUAGCAAACCAUGGAUUCUGACUCAGACUCUCCUUUCAACUACUCCUGGCCCUCUUUUCCUAAGAUGAGGAUGCGCAAGAAGACGGGCAAAAAAGAGAAAAGCCAGUCCAUAAGGGAGAGCCCGGCCCGGUCCCCGACUCUGGCUGCAGCUGCCAGACUGUCAGCGAUGAUACACGGCAAAGACAGAGUGUAUGCUAACGCCAUGCUGGUGGACCAGGUGGAUGAAGCUGACAUUAAAUACCGCUCUCCGGGGGAGAAAGAGGGGAGCCCUGCGCCACAUAUUGGCAGCCCAUGCUGGGACUCCUUCUCCAUGACUCCCGAUGACUCAGGGAACUGUUCCCAGAACCAGCACCCGUCCUCACCCCAAAAUGAGAAGAGGGGAAUCCAAGGCCUGGAGAAUCACAAGGAGCCAUCCCCUCGUAUGUCUCCCCACUGUCCCUUUUCUUCCUCCCCGUCUUUUCCUUCCUCCCCCCUGGCUUCCGCCUUCCGUUUGUUUGAGGGAGCACAGAGGCGUCAGACGCAGCCGUGUCUGCCAGUUUCUCCUGCUUUAAACCGCAGAGGAUGCAGCUUGACUGAGGCGAGCCGGGGCCUGAGAAGCACUCUAUCCUACGAUCCAGCUCAGGAGAAGGAGAGGGACUCUUUUGACACGUCACCAGACUUUAAUCGCACACUCUCUGACAGCACGCACACGUCCGCCAAGAACCCAGAGGAAGCCGAAGUUCGCCUGCGCUCCUACUCCUACUCCUCCCCCAACAAGGCGAAGCCGUCACGGCCACUGCUAAACCGAGACGCAAUCGUCACAGACCUGGCAGAAGAUGGUGCAUUCAGCAGCAGUGGUCGUUCCCUACUUCAAACUUUAUCUCUCUCUAAAUCCCUCUCUCGUCUCAACCAAGUUAAGCAGAGAGCUUUCAGCUUGACUGAGACGACCAGAGAAAAGAGGAUCGAGGAUGAGGAGUGGGAUAAAUACAUAAUCCCCUCGAAGGUCGAGUCAGAGAAGUACAAAGUCAGCCGGACCUUCAGCUUCCUCAAAAGCAGGAUGUCCAGCACUCGCAACAAGACAAAGGUGAAGGGGAAAGAAGUGAAGGAGGGAAAGGAGAAGUCAGGAGCCGCUAAUGGACACCAGUUUGUUCCUGUGUCUCCCUCUGGUCCCGCUCUCUGUGUGGCCUGUGAUAAGUCUGUUUCUGGGAAGGAGCUGUUGCAGUGCUCCAACUGUUUCCUAAAUGUCCAUAAAAACUGCAGAGAGUCUGUUGCAGCGUGUGGAAAGAAGCCGCAGGAGAGGAAUGCAUUGCUGAUGAAAAGCAAGACUUUGUCUCUCCCACACAACUCUGUGAAGGACAACUCUCCAGCCUCCAUUUUUUCCUCUUCCUCUUCCCUUCCCACGACAACCAGAGAGAAGAGAGAAACAGUCGCCCCUCUCUCCAAAAGCCUCUCCAUCUCUAUAGACAGCAGGCGGCUGAGUGAUACAGCAGGGGUGGACAGUGAGUGCAGUGUGACAGCUUGCACUAACAGUUCAUUGUCUGAUGAGGGAACACCGGUCACAGCGACUCCCCCGUCAGCCGAGCCGCCAACCACCUCACAAGAUGCUGUGGAUGCUCCUCUAAUGAGCGACCUGUCAGCUGACCUGCUGGGACUCGACGUGGAGUCAUGGAGUCUGGCUGUCAGUCCGGAGUUUUGCAGGCAACUCGACAGGCACACCAUUAAACGACAGGAUGUUAUUUAUGAGCUGAUGCAGACAGAGCUGCACCACAUCCAAACCCUGACGGUCAUGUCGGAGGUGUUCAGGAGAGGCAUGCUGGAGGAGCUGCAGCUCGACUGGGACUGUGUGGCCCGGAUCUUCCCCUGCUUGGACCCCCUGCUGCUCUUUCACAAAAACCUCUUCGGAGCACUUCAAGAACGCCGACAGUCGGCGACCCAACCUGAGAACCCCCGAAAUUACCUCAUUCAUCAUAUUGGAGAUAUUCUGCUUCAGCAGUUCUCAGAUGAAUAUGCUGAGAAGAUGAAGCAGGUGUACGGAGAGUUCUGCAGCCAUCACACCGAGGCCGUCAAUGUCUUCAAAGAGCUGCAGCAGCAAAACAAAAAACUGCAAAACUUUGUCAAACAACAGAGCAAUAACACACUGGUCAGACGGAGAGAGGUGCCAGAAUUUAUCCUGCUGGUCACUCAGCGCAUCACCAAGUACCCGGUCCUGCUGGAGAGGAUAUUACAUUACACUCAGGAGGGAAGUCAGGAACACUCUGACUUGUCGAGGGCUCUGGCUCAGAUCCGCGACGUCAUCGCUGCGGUGGACUUGACUGUGAAUAAGAAUGAGAGGUGUCAGGAGCUGCAGGAAGUGCUGGCCCGGCUGGAGAACAAGAGCUUCGCCAAACUAAAGAACGACAAGGUGUUUCGCAAACAGGACCUGCAUAGCAAACACAGGGAUCUGCAUUAUAAAGGGCUGGUCUACUGGAAGACUGCCACAGGCCGUCUGAAAGAUACUUUGGCUCUCCUGCUCACAGACGUUCUGGUUUUCCUGCAAGAGAAAGAUCAACGCUUUGUAUUUGCUGCUGUGGACCAGAAGCCUCCUGUAAUCCCUCUGCAGAAGCUCAUAGUAAGAGAAGUAGCCAAUGAGGAGAGAGGGAUGUUCCUCAUCUCCGCCUCCUCAGUGGGACCAGAGAUGUAUGAAGUUCACACCACCACUAGAGACGAGAGGAAUGCGUGGAUGAGACACAUACGACAAGCUGUAGAGAGUUGUCCUGAGGAAGAGGAGGAGGAGGAGAGAAAUGCUGAGACAGAGGAGGCCAGGCGAGUGGCAGAAGUGAGAGUUCAGAAGAUCACUAAGUUCCAAGAGACACUGUUGGGUCAAGACCAGCAAAUCUGCAACAGCCUGGAGGAGAAGUUACAGCUUUAUGCUGAGCUUACAGAGUUAACCCUCCGUUCACCAGAGCCUGUACCACAUCGCCAUCUGCUGGUACAACAAGACACCGACGGUGAGGCGCCACGGCAGGCCUCCUCUCUGCUUACAGCUGCACUCAGAGAAGCGGAGAACCUGAUCACCAUCCUGCAGGCUUGUGAUGGCCUUACUGUAAAAAGCCAGAGCUCUCCGGUCCGAGGACCAGAGUGCUUCAGCUACAACAGCCACGGGAGCAGCAUUCAGGAGUCUCCCUCUGAGCCGGAUUAUCUGAGCACGCUCAGUAUGAGCUCCACCUCUCUUGGAUCAGACAGCGAGCUGAUGGGGCUGGACAGCGCGUUGUGGAGCUCUGCUGUCGAGCUGAGGAGAGGAGACACCAAAGGGACACUCUUAAAGGUGGCUGAGAGCGUUCAGAGUCUGACUCAGCUGCUCUAUAGUCUGCAGGCUGCUGUUACCCUGCAGGACAGCUGCUAUGAAGUCCAGAAACUCCUUCUCCAUGAGGGAGAAAGACCUCAGCUCCGAACACUCACUUCCCUCCAAAACAGUCUGGAGCAGGAGAAGCAGAGGAGCAUCGAUAAGAAGAAAGAGGACGUAGAAAAGAAGGGUUUAGAGAGGAAGAAAGAAGAGGUGGAUGAGGUUAAGAAACUCCAUGUGAAGCUGAAGCACGAGCAGCAACGCUGGGACAAAGAGUGUCUGGCCAGAGAGAAACAACAGUGUGAGCAGGAGAGUGUGCUGGAGCAGCGAGAGCAGCAGUGCCUCCUGGAGGCCGACCGUCUGCGCUGCGAGCGUGAGGAGCUGGAGGCUCAGCUGCUGGAGUAUCAGCAAAAUCUGGACCGCCUGAGGGAGGGCCAGAGGAGUGUGGAGAGGGAGAAGGAGCAGAUCGAAGCCCAGCAGAGGCUACUGCAGAGCUGGAGACACACGCGCCAGAGCAGCCUGCCUGUCACAAUACCACUGGAUGGAUACAAGGUGUCCAGCCACAGCCGCUCAGGCAGCCUGGAUGGUAACUGUUCAGCGUACGAGAACGAGACAACUUUACUUGCCUCCCUCCAGCAGAACCGCCUCCACCAGCCCGCCAACAACAACCAGCACCAGCGUCUGCUCUCUGCGCCGAGGAAGAACCAUGACAUCCCUCUGCACAGCUCCAGCUACACCGCAAACCUCGGCCUCAGUGCCAGCCUCUACAACAGCCUCAACACCCUGCUGAGCCAGGCACACAGCAAACAGCCUCCGGAUGGUGUGACAUACCCAAACUACAGCAACAACCACGGCUGCCCGCGGCCUCUGAAUGACUCUGUCCACCCCUUCAGCAGCAGGGUCACUGCACAGCCACAAAGGACCAACAACACAGACUUCAGCCUGCCGUUGGACAGGCGGCCCCUGCGUCCCUGGAGGUCAGAGGUCACAGGUCACAGACUUUAUGAGGAUGGCUACUCCUUGUCUCCUUCUCUUACCCCGCUCCUUCCCCCGCAGGCCUACCUCUCUCUUGAAGGACAGAACGGGGAGGAGGGAGGCGAGGAGAACAUUGUUUAUCUCUGAGAAACGAGCAAUGCUAGCUGGACCGAAAAUAAUAUAUCUGUCGCUUAUAUGUGUUUGUGUAUAUGUGUGCGUUUGUUUUAAUUUUUGAAAAACCUGAAUAAUCAAAUAAGGGAAUAGUUGCAGGGAGGAAAUAUGCACAGAUACAUGUGCCUUGAUCAGUGUAUGGGGUGGACAUUGAUUAUUUCACUUCCUGCGUCAUGAAACCAUUGUGCCUUUUUUCAAACAAAUUCUUCAGCUUUGAUACUUGUACCCCAUGUAUUUACUUCUACUUUGAUUUUUGUUUUAGUAUCUGUUGCACUUGUUUAAUGACAGAGCUACAUUUGUACCCCAGACACUGGGACACUAAAGUACCAGGAUUUCAGGACAGAAGUAUUGAUGUCAUUUUCACAUGAGCACUUAAAAUAAAAUGGAAAUAUUUUACCAGCCAAUUGAGCCCUUCCCCAAUUUAUAGAGUGCUAUUAUAUUGUGAGCAUCUAAAAGACAUAAAAGUAUACUGACAUUAUUGUAUAAAUAUUAAAUAUAUGUAUAGUUUUAUGGAAAGGCUACCUAUGCACACUGUGUUGGAAGAGGAACUUAUAUUCCUUUUUGUUUUUUUGUUUUUUCACUUAAGUGCCAAAAACCUUGCUAUCUGAUACUGUAAGUGAUGUCUGUAAAGAAUGGCUGUAUGUUUCCUGUUCAUCACCUUUUCUGAUAAUUUAUUGUGUGUAAAUUGCUUCAUGCACUGUCAACAUUAAUAAUAGUUUUGUUAUGUGAUGUGUUCUCUUGUAAUCUCUGUAAUCAGAAUUGUGUUGUGUCUAUAAAACUAUUGUGGCAAACAU